AAUUGGUUGUCAGUCAUUUUUUUUCCGUUUCCGUGGUAACGGUACAAAUGUCAAAAUAAACUAAACUACAGUGUUAUGUGCGUAUGUGACAUUUGUUUAAUAUUGUUUACUUUUUGUAUUUUUUAGUCGUAAAUGUAAAUAAACAAUAAAGUUGAAGUUAAUAGAGAGAAAAAAAUGAGAACCCAUCCAACGUGGGUUGAUAAAGUUCAAGAUAAGACAGAACAAUGUAUAUACGAUUUAUGUUUUAAUCCUGAUGGAUCUCAAUUAGUUGUAGCUGCGGGACAGCAAGUAUUGGUUUAUGAAACUAGCAAAGGAGCUUUAAUUCAACCUCUUAAAGGUCAUAAAGAUACAGUGUAUUGUGUUUGUUACGCGAAGGAUGGAAAAAAAUUCGCUUCCGGCAGUGCAGAUAAAUCAGUUAUUAUAUGGACUUCGAAACUUGAGGGAAUUCUCAAAUAUUCACACAAUGAAGCUGUACAAUCAAUGCAAUUUAAUCCAGUGUCUCAUCAAUUAUUAACUUGUGCACUUUCCGAUAUUGCCUUAUGGUCAGUGGAACAAAAGGCAGUUCAAAAAUAUAAAUCCGGAGGAAGAGUGAAUUGUUGCUCCUGGACGAAAGAUGGUCAAUAUAUGGCUCUUGGAUUGGCCACUGGUUUCGUUUCCAUCAGAAACAAGGUUGGCGAAGAAAAAGCGAAAAUCGAUCGUUCUGGAGGAACAGCAAUCUGGAGUGUCUCCUGGUGUCCCUUAAGGGAUGAUUUAAUGGACGUCUUGUGCAUAGCCGAAUGGGGUGGAACACUAUCGUUUUAUGCGAUUAAUGGAAAAGCAGUGAGACGAGAGAGAACACUGAAUUUUACACCCUUGAAGAUCUGCCAUUUUCCCGAGGGUCAAUAUCUUCUUGUUUCGGGCAGCAAUAAACGUUGCAUGUUAAUGACACACGACGGUAUACAAUUGGCAACAGUUGGCAAUGAAUUUUCAUCCUGGGUUUGGAGUUGUGCCGUUCAUCCCGAAUCAUCACACAUUGUAAUAGGAUGCCAGGAUGGAACAAUCACCUAUUUGGAAUUAUCCUGGAACACGGUUCACGGUCUCUAUGGCGAAAGAUAUGCGUAUAGAGAGAAUAUGACCGACGUUAUUAUUCAACAUCUCGUGACAAAUCAAAAAGUCAGAAUAAAGUGCAAAGAUCUCGUCUGCAGAAUUGCCGUCUACAAGGACAAACUCGCCGUACAACUUCCGGAGCGUGUGAUAAUUUACGAACCAUCGGGUAACAAUGAAGGAAUGCAUUACCGCAUCACGGACAAAUUGGCUCAGGCACUAAAUUGUAAUAUGCUGGUGGUAACGACAAAUCGUUUAAUUCUCUGUCUGGAUAAACGAUUGCAGAGUCUCACAUUCACGGGGACAAUUGAUCGUGAAUGGAUUUUGGAUGGACCGAUAACUUAUUUGAAAAUAAUCGGCGGCCCCGUGGGACAGGAGUGUUUAGUGGCCGGUCUAAAAACGGGACAGGUUGUCAAAGUCUAUCUCGACAAUCCCUUUCCAAUGCAUCUUGCAAAAGUCGAAUCAGCCGUUCGAUGUUUGGACAUUAGUUUGCUGAAGGAGAAAUUGGCCGUUGUUAGGGACACGGAUGUUUUGUCAGUAUUCGACAUUAGAACCGAUCAAAAAUUACAGGAAUUCCACGACGUACGAAGUGUUGCGUUCAAUAGUGCUUUCGAGGAAAUUAUGUGUUUCUCGGGUGUUAAUUACUUGGCGAUCAAGGUCGCAAAUUUUAACGAGUAUCGACAGAAAUUCUCCGGAUUUGUCGUCGGACACAAUGGAUCGAGACUUUAUUGUCUCAACGGUCCUUCGAUCGUGACAGUUGAGAUGCCUUUGUCGUCCGCGAUGUAUCAGUAUUUGGAGAUUGAUAUGUUUAAGGAAGCUUAUGCAAUCGCUUGCUUGGGAGUGGCGGAGAAUGAUUGGUUUGCCUUGGGAGUUGCCGCUUUGGAUAAUUUGGAAUUCAAUAUUGCAUAUUCGGCUUUUGCGAGAAUCAAAAAAUUGCGCUACAUUGAAAUUGUCUCCGAAGUUGAGGAGAAAUUGAAAUCUGGCGAAUGGGGACGUGAGGCUUGCAUGGCAACAGCAGCGGCUGCAAUGGGCCGACUUCGUGAAGCUGCGAGACUCUAUCAAAAAGCCGGAUUACAACAAUACGCUGUCGAUAUGUAUUCCGAUCUUCGCAUGUUUGACAUUGCCCAGGAAUUCAUUUCGUCUGGCAAUAUUCAAGAUCGAACGGUGCUCCUUCGGAGGAGAGCAGAAUGGGCGAAGAGUUUGGGCGAGCCACGAGCGGCAGCGGAAAUGUUCCUUUCGGCGGGCGAUAUUCAGCGAGCAAUAAAAAUAAUUGCCGAACACGGUUGGAUUGAUAUGCUGAUUAAAGUUGGUAGGCAGUUGGAUAAAGCGGAGCGAGAGAGUUUAACGGUGAUUGGAAAGAAAUUGAGACAAUUGGGAGCGACGCACGGUGCGGCGGAAAUAUUUACACGAUUGGGCGAUCAUCCUGACGUGGCGGAAGUUCUAAUUGAGGCGCAAGCCUGGCCCGAGGCUUUUGAGUUGGCCGAGAGGAAUCCAAAAUUAAAAUCACGAAUCUAUGGUCCAUACGCGAGAUGGCUGGCGGAAACUGGACGAUUCUCCGAGGCCCAAGAAGCUUUUCAAAUGGCUGGCCAACCAGAGGAAUCAAUAGGAGUUUUGACGACUCUGGCAAAAAAUGCCGUGACAGAAAGACGAUUUCGCGAUGCGUCUUAUUUUUACUGGCUCCUCUCGCAAUUGAGUCUUGAUCUAUCGAAAAACGUCGAAGAAAUUAGAGUUCUAUUCAGAUCUUAUUCCGAGAGAGCCGACAUUUAUUACGUCUAUCAUGAAGUUCAUAAAUAUUUGGAAGAACCAUUUACGUCCCUAAUGCCAGAAGCGCUAUUCAACAUUUCCCGUUUUCUACUAAUAAAAACGCAGGACAAACAAUUCGAGGGCGUGUCACAGUUGACAAUAACUUAUGCGCUAAUGAAACAAGCACGUCUUUUGGGUGCCAAUAAAUUGGGAAUACAAUUACUCGAACGCUUGAGGGGAAUGAAGAUACCAAAAAAUUUAUUGGCACAAAUUGAAACGUGGGCAAUUGCCGCGAAGGCAUAUCCAUAUCGUGAUCCUGAGGAAUUACUUCCAUUGUGUUAUCGAUGUUCAACGUUUAAUACACUUUUACCUACGAAUAAUACACCGGAAAAUAGUUGCGUUCAAUGUGGUCUAAAAUUUCAACACUCGUUUGUGAUGUUUGAGAUUUUACCUCUCGUGGAAUUUGAACUCGAAGAAGGAAUUACUGACGAAGAGGCGGAGAAAUUAAUAGAAGAGCCAAUUCAAAAUUCCGAGGAAUUGAAUUUAGUGGAAGAUCAAUUGACAAUAACGACUAAAACCGAUCUUUUCACUGAUCGUUUAGUUCGUUAUGAAAAUAAACUGGGAGGUUCGACCGUUCUCGUAAAUCGUGGAAUUCUGAAAAGUUUGGAACCCUCAAGUGUCUUAAUCGUCAAAUGGCCGCAGCCAUUCAAAACCCGAUAUUUUAAAAAUCUACUCACUGAUCUUCAAGUCACCUCUUGUAAAACAUGUCUAAAGCUAUUUCAUUCGGACGAUUACGAAUUGGCCUUACUUAGAUAUGGACACUGUCCAUUUUGCCGAGCACCUAAUACUUCAACGAAUAACGUCUAAUCUAUUAGGCUUUUCAAUUGUAAAUAUUUAUACAUAUAUUUUCAUUCUGUAGAAACACUAUUUCGCACUCGUAUUUUUUUUACAAAAUAAAUUGUUAUGAAAAUUCAUAAAAAUUGUUAAUAAAUAAAAUCUAAAAUAAUAAGAAAACUGAAAUUAAGUAAAAGAAAGAAAAGUAAAAAUUUCAAUAAGGAAAUAU
Messenger RNA from Leptopilina heterotoma, 3889 nucleotides. It is a transcript of the gene Oseg1, whose product is annotated as intraflagellar transport protein 122 homolog. Gene Ontology annotation, biological process: protein localization to cilium; non-motile cilium assembly; intraciliary retrograde transport. Gene Ontology annotation, cellular component: intraciliary transport particle A; non-motile cilium. The transcript is spliced from 15 exons. Bases 175 to 3693 code for a protein of 1172 amino acids. The record is from RefSeq and is a predicted model, not a curated record. Lineage: Eukaryota; Metazoa; Arthropoda; Insecta; Hymenoptera; Figitidae. Gene Ontology annotation, molecular function: protein binding.